AUGUCAGAAAUAAUUACAGAAAUCAAAGAAUUCUUUUCAAACAUAGAAACCCUAAUUAAAAAUCAUCUCGAUGAUAAUACUCAAAACCAAUCUGAUAUAAAACAAAGAUUUAAAAAGGGAAAAAGGUUAAUUGACGAACUAGAAGAAGAUGAUCAGAAGCAACAUGGGUUUUUUAGGUUCCAGUAUCACACCAUUUAUGCUAACUAUUUGAAGACAAUUGGUGAAAUAGACAAUGCUCAUGGCCAAGAAGUGUUUUCGAAAAAAUUUGAAGCAUUCAGGAACUUCCAUGAGAAAGAAGAUACCUAUAAAAAGGAAUCAGAACCUACAUUAGAAAACCUCAAUCAAUCAAUUAAUUUUGAAAAUAAUAUACAAGGGGAUGUAGAAAAAAAACUAAAUGAGCUUAGAGGCUUUUUAAGCGAAAAGUUUAUUGAAGAUAUCAAACAGGCUUUUAAAGUAUUUAACAUCAUUCCAAGAACCUUUGAAAACUACAAGUAUGUUGUUGCUUGCAAUGCUAGUUUACGUAAAUUAAUGGAUAAUUUAAUUAAUGAAGGGCUAAUGGAUCCGGAAAGUCCUCAAGAUUCAACAAAUAAAGAAAAUAAAAAGAAAAUGUUUUGUGCCUUGAAACCUUUAAAUGUAAUUGCUAGUGAAGCAGCCUAUGAAAAAAGAAUAAAUUUUAUUCAGCAUGUUUUAAAUUCUUCUAAUAAAAAAGAAAUUCUAUUUGACAAUGUGUUCACAGAAGAAAGGAUUAAUAAACAAUAUAAAGAACUUGCUUUGUAUUUCCAUCCUGAUAAAAUUAAUCAUCCAAAUAGUCCAAAUUAUUUACGCAAUGAACAUAAAAAUCUAUGUGAUGAGCUCUUUAAAAAUAUUCAAGAGAUUAAAGAGAGUUUAUUGAUUGAUCUGGAAGAUAUCUCAAAAAAUGAAGAUGUGCUAUCUUCUCAUGAAAAAAAAGCAAAUGAACUUUGGAGUAUUGCGAUUGAUUAUCGUAAUGCAUCUAAAGCACAAUGGAGUAAAUUGAAAUUGUUAAAGAAAGAUGAUAUCAAAGAUAUUCCUUCUGAAAAACUAAUAACAUUGUGUAUGAAUAACGGAAUAUUAGCCUACGAGAGAUAUCGGGCUGCUUGCAAGGUUGCAGAUAGAACUAAACAGCUAAGGAAACAAGUAAAAUUACGAAGUAAUAUGGCACUAUGUUUAUACAUCUCCAAUCGUUGUCUAGAAGCACAAUUAUAUGCUUUAUCAGCAAUUAAUUUAAUAGUUCGGAAUUCUCAGGAUGCCACACAACAGGAUUUGUUCAAUGCAAAAGGAGUAUUUGAUAAAGUUAAAGGUGACGGAGCUACUAAAAAUAACUCUACAUUAAACAAUGACAAUAAUAUUGAAAAGUCACUGGCUUUAACCAGAAAGGCAGACCAUGGAAUUUCAUACUCUCAGAAAACUGCAAUUAAGAAGUCAAUUAAUGAGGAUAUAGAUAAAAUAUGUACUGAAUUGAUACUCCAUGCAGAACGUAGUUUGGGACAACCUCGAGCUUAUAGUGAAGAUAUUUUGCAUGCAAAAAAGCAUAUUAUUGGAACAAUUGCAAUUGGAGGAAUAUUUGGUGGUCCACUUGGGUUGAUUGGGGGGUUAGCACUUGGAGUAGUAACUCUUGGUUUAGGGAUAUGGAGUGGUACAACAUUAUGGAAGAAAGGUGCUCUUCUUUUAGAAGAGCCAAUUAUUCGUGAAAAUCUCAAUAAGAUUAUGGUAAAGGCACUAAAAGCUUUUGAUAAGGGAGAUCACCAAAAAUUUCUUGAUACUCUUGCAGAAGAAUUUACAACAGGCAUCUAUCUUUUAAAGUUAAGAAGUCGUAGUGAUAGUAUUGACACUAAUAAAAUGAUAGAUACACUUAUAAAACAUGGCUUUAGACCAGAUGGUAUAGCUUAUCUAUUUAAUUUGAUUGGAGAGGUUUUAAAUAGUGGGAAGGUAAAAAUUGGAGAAAAAACAACAAUGGACUUAAAGGGACUUGCAAACCAUGUUUUAUUAGGGGUUAUAAAUGAAAAACUUGAAGCUGAGGCCAAAAGACUUGAUAAACGCAUUUGUGAAUUACGGAAACUUCAUAUAGGAAUUUAUAUUAGCGACACUUUUAGAGAAUAUCAUGGCAUAUCACAAGAACACUUGAAAGAUGCUGAAGAAAUGCCCUUUAAAUCAAGGCUGGAUGAAAUGCGUAAUAUUGCAAAGAUUAACCUUGCAAUUUCUGAUAUACUGAUUGCUGGAAAAGAAGAAAUUAGUCGAGCUAGAACAACUAUUGAGGAAGUUCGAAAUUCAAUAAAUGCUAAUUAUCAAUUUGUUGGUACUGUGGAAACACGUCUUGAAGUUUUGGAAGAUUUUUUAUGGGUUAUAAGUGGUGAGGAAUUGCCUGAUACAAAUAAAGUACCUCUAAUCACUUACCCACUAGAACCAGUUCAAGACAUGGAUAACAAUAAAUAUCUCUCCUAUCUGAAUGAAAAAUUACAGAAUGUAUCCUUGGAUCAAGAUAAAAAGGAUCUUUAUAUUAAAAUUGCAGCCUGCCAUGAGAAGUUAGCUGAAGAAGAGGGUACAAUUAACCAGUUACACAGCCUAUGUAAUUGGCAAAAAGCUCAAAAGAAUUAUGAGAAAGUACGUAAAAUAAAUAGUGCAGACAUAGUUGCUACUCUUGGUUUUGCAAGAUGUUUAUUAAAAUUAUCCAAAUAUAAACGGGUUAUUGAACUUUUAAAAAGUCCAUAUUUAGAUCUGUCAUUAGAAUACGAGUACUGGUACCUUUGCAGCAUUGCUUAUUCUAAGCAAAAUGAUUACAAAAAGGCAAAUGAGUGUAUUAUUGAAGCACUGAAACUAAAUCACCAAAACAAAUUGGUGAUUGAACAGAAAAAGCUCAUUGAAAAGCUAAGGAAAGAAAACACAAUAAAAAAUCGUAUUGAUCAUUAUCAAGAAAAAAAAACCAUAAAAUGCGAAGCAGAUUAUCUAAAAAAUUCUCGUGGUGACAAUAAAACUGUUUAUAGAAUACUCUCCAUUGAUGGAGGUGGCAUACGUGGAAUAUUACCUGCUUUAUGGCUCAGUGAACUAGAAUAUCGUGCCCAUAGACCCAUUUCUCAUCUAUUUAACAUGAUAUCUGGAACAUCCACAGGUGGGAUCAUUGCUGCUGGACUAUCAGCACCAUCCUGGCAUCAAGUCUCAACAGAAUUGACAGAACCAUCUGGAUACAAAUAUUCAGAGUUUGAACCAUUAUUCUCAGCUUCAUCUUUAUUGGAUUUUUAUCAGGAUAAAGCAAAAGGUUUAUUCACCUUGAAUAAUUCAUGGAACAUCUUCAAACCAAAUAUAACAAAAUAUAACAAUGAAGGUCGUCUUUCAAUGUUUAAAGAAUAUUUUGAUGGCAUUCAAUUAGAUCAUGCACUUACUCAAUUGGUUAUCCCUGCAACAAGCAAAGAAGGUAGCUUUACUUACUCGCAUUUAUUUACACACUUUGAUGCACUUAAGGAUGAAUCAAGAAAUGAUACUUUUGUUGAUGCUUUAAUGGCCACAACAGCCGCACCAUAUUUUUUUCCACCCUACAACAUAGAGGGUAAGGGUGUUUUUCUAGAUGGUGGGUUACAUCUUAAUAAUCCUGCAAUGGCAGCUUAUGGUGAAGCUAUUCGAUACAAUGUUGCCAGUGAAAAAAUUUUUAUGCUUUCUAUGGGCACUGGAAGCUGUAUUCCAGAUCCUUUCAACCCUGACCUAUGUUAUGGUGAACUUUUUUGGGCAGAUAAUCUCAAUAGCACAACGCUCUCUGCACAAGAAGGUGAUAUUAAUCAACAAUGGUAUACUAUUUUGGGAAAUAAAUAUCAGCGAUGGCAAGUUUGGUUUGAAGAACCAUUUAAAUUUGAUGAUAUCAAUAAUAUUUCAACCCUUUUAGAAAUAGGCAAUCAGCACAUAGAAGAACUUGAUGCUUCGGAUGAGAAUCCCUUGAACAAACUGGUAGAGUCUUUUGAGGAACAAGAAUCUAAUGAUUCAAAUGAUGACAACUAUAGAAAAAUUGAAUAA
This is a messenger RNA of Entrophospora candida, 4017 nucleotides long. Lineage: Eukaryota; Fungi; Glomeromycota; Glomeromycetes; Entrophosporales; Entrophosporaceae. The record is from the annotation of a GenBank genome assembly.